AUGAGGCGAUUAAGCCAGAGAGUCCUCUCGCGAGGCAAAGAUGCCACAAAGUCCUCCAAGAAGAAUAAGGAUUCCAAGGAUGGAACUUCGUCCCCCUCGUCUCGAGACUCCAACCAGUCCCCGGUACUGACCCCGUCGUCCUCGACAUCGACCCUCAACGAUUUACGCAAUAAACCGCUGCCGCCAAACACUGGCCAUGGGGGCGAUCACGGUCCCAGCCAGCCAUCUGGCCUUUCUGGCGCUUCUCAACCGGGACCUCCAACUGUCGUCAUCAGCCCGACCCCAGGUCACAUCCCCCCUCCUGGCGCCACCGAGACGAUGCCUCAUGAGCUGGCGCCCCCGAAGCCUGGCCAAAAGUCUCUCAUGAUCAAUCGCAUGGACAACCGAGAUGCCAUCCCAGAAGGCCUGCGGACGCCAAAGCGACAGCACUCAUCGCGAUUUGAUAUUUCCGCCCACCGCGAGCUGGAGAAGCUUCCCGGCUUCCACGAAGUACCGCCUAACAGGCGCCAGGAGCUGUUUAUGCAAAAGAUUGAUCAGUGCAAUGUCAUCUUUGACUUUAACGACGCUAGUGGUGACAUGAAAGCCAAGGAGAUCAAGCGGCUAGCUCUCCACGAACUGCUGGACUACGUUGCCAACAAUAGGCAGGUCAUCACCGAGCCCAUGUAUCCCAGAGUCGUCGAGAUGUUCAGCAAGAAUCUUUUCAGACCAAUCCCGCCCCCAUUGAACCCCCAAGGCGAGGCAUUCGAUCCAGAGGAGGAUGAGCCCGUCCUGGAGGUUGCUUGGCCUCAUAUUCAGGUCGUUUAUGAGUUCUUCUUGCGCUUCAUUGAAAGCCAGGACUUCAACACCAACAUUGCAAAGGCCCAUAUUGAUCAUAGCUUUGUUCUCCAGCUGCUGGAUCUCUUUGACUCUGAAGAUCCCCGGGAGCGAGACUUUUUGAAGACGACCCUGCACCGCAUCUACGGCAAGUUCCUCAACCUUCGAUCGUUUAUUCGACGAUCAAUCAACAACGUCUUCUUCCAGUUCACCUACGAAACCGAGAGGUUCAACGGAAUUGCCGAGCUUCUAGAGAUUUUGGGCUCCAUUAUCAAUGGAUUUGCUCUGCCUCUGAAGGAAGAACACAAGAUCUUCUUGACCCGCGUCUUGCUCCCCCUGCACAAGCCCAAGAGCUUGAGCAUGUACCACCCUCAGCUCGCUUAUUGUAUUGUUCAAUUUUUGGAGAAAGAUGCAUCUCUCACCGAAGAUGUGGUCCUUGGGCUGUUACGCUACUGGCCAAAGGUUAAUAGCACAAAAGAGGUAAUGUUCUUGAACGAGGUUGAAGACAUUUUCGAAGUGAUGGACCCAGCCGAAUUCGCCAAAGUCCAGGAGCCUCUGUUCCACCAGCUUGCCAAGUCAGUGGCCAGCCCUCAUUUCCAAGUCGCCGAGCGUGCGUUGUACUUCUGGAAUAACGAAUACUUCUGCAACCUUGUAAGCGACAAUGUGGAAAUCAUCCUCCCCAUUAUGUUUGCUCCCCUCUACGAAAACUCAAAGGGUCACUGGAAUAGUAGAACAAUCCACGGCAUGGUUUACAAUGCUAUGAAACUUUUCAUGGAGAUCAACCCCCAACUGUUUGACGAUUGCUCCCACGAUUACACGGAGCAGCAGAACAGCGCGGCAGCUCGAGAGGCACUGCGGGAGCGGAAGUGGGCUGCUCUAUCUCAGCAGGCCGACGAGCGGAGGGCGUCACUGGGGCUGGGCCACGCCGAGGCGCCUGGCAGAGCUCAAGGAGGAAACCUCCCACGAGUUGACGAGGUGGAUCCCGCCGCUGAAGAUAACCAAAAACGCCUUGAUUCGCUAAAGCUUCAAGAUGCCACCGGUCGCCAACAAAAUACUCACGAGCGACAAAGCUCCGUAGGGUCCAACCGAAGCAGAUAG
Molecule: messenger RNA, 1911 nt
Organism: Trichoderma virens Gv29-8
Lineage: Eukaryota; Fungi; Ascomycota; Sordariomycetes; Hypocreales; Hypocreaceae
Exons: 6
Coding region: 1-1911 (636 amino acids)
Biological process (GO): signal transduction
Cellular component (GO): protein phosphatase type 2A complex
Molecular function (GO): protein phosphatase regulator activity
Source: RefSeq, a predicted model, not a curated record